Molecule: messenger RNA, 971 nt
Organism: Musa acuminata subsp. malaccensis (wild Malaysian banana)
Lineage: Eukaryota; Viridiplantae; Streptophyta; Magnoliopsida; Zingiberales; Musaceae
Product: protein CHAPERONE-LIKE PROTEIN OF POR1, chloroplastic-like
Cellular component (GO): chloroplast membrane
Source: RefSeq, a predicted model, not a curated record
GAGGGUGCGAGAAGACGAGAGAAUGGCAGCCGCUCUUUCUCUCAAUGGUCCUGUCCUCUGCGGCAACCCAUCGCCGAAGGGACCCGUGGCCGCGCGCCGGGCCGCGCGGCGGUGGCGGCGCAGCCGGUGGUGGGGGCCGGUGACCCUACCUCAUCGGAGCUGCCCGGAUCGCCGGCCGCCAUCGGCUGGUUCGAGACCCGACGACUCUUCGGCCCCGUACGAGAUGACGGUCGAGAGAGCGCUCAAGCUCCUCGGCGUGUCGGAAGGCGCCUCCUUCGACGACAUCCUCCGCGCCAAGAACGCCGUUCUCACGUUGUGCAAGGACGACAUGGAAGCCGCCGCUCAGGUGGAAGCUGCAUAUGACAUGUUGCUUAUGCAGAGGUUGUCACAACGAAGAGCUGGCAAAGUUGCAAAUGGUAACAUCAGAUACGCCGAUAUUAGAGCUAAAAGAAGUACAGGAACAAGUGCUUUGCCAGAGUGGCUUCAGAAGACAGUCAAGAACAUUCCUGUCUCUGUUGAAUCUCCAUCUACCAACAGUUUGGGCAUACAGGCAGGUGUUUAUGGGGCUUUGAUGGUCCUCACAUUUGUUAGUGGCUCCUCUCCUGCUUCAGCAGGGCCAUAUACCGGAGCUGAUGUUCCUGGGCUAAUAUUAGCUACAAGUUUUGGAGCUUCCUUGUACUUUUUGUCAAAGAAGAGAAUCAACCUUGGAAAAGCAGCGGUAAUCACUAUCGGGGGCCUUGUGGUGGGCGCGGUAAUAGGAUCAGCAGUGGAACAAUGGUUGCAGGUCGAUAUAGUUCCUUUCUACGGCAUUCAUUCACCAGCUGUGAUUGUGACCGAAUUCAUUCUCUUCUCACAGUUGUUGGUAUCUCUGUAUCUAAGGUAGGUGCAAAAGAUGCUUCUGUGCUUUGUGAUAUAUGAAUUUAUGAAUCAACGAUCAAAUGGCACUUGAUAAUUCAAUCUGCCUUGCACAA